ACGUCUGUUAGCUCUGCUGCCUUUAUAAGCUGGGCUGGCGGCGGUUAGGGUAAGGGUUUAGUCUGGGCUCUGCUGCUGAUCAACAACCACCAGCCAUGGUCUUCCUCACUGCCAUGCUCAGUGCACUCAUCUGCCUCGUCUACAGCUCCACCUUACAGGUUUCCUACGAAAACACAGAAGAAACCUCCGGCAGCAACGUGGACGACGAUGACUUCAGUAUUUCCACCUUGCUGGAGAAGGCCAACGCUAACCUGGGAAAGAACCUGGAUGAGCCUCUGGUGAUGUUUGGAGACAUAGCUGUUCCAACGGGUCUCCAGAACGCCGAUCCCUGCACUGCACGGGGCUGCCUGUGGCCCAAAAGCAACGAUGGCAACGUUUAUGUUCCGUAUCGGGUUUCCAACCAGUUCUCCCAAAGAGAACGGGACGUCAUUCUCAACGGUCUUCGGUCCUUCGAAGCCUCCACCUGCAUCCGCUUCAGGCCCCAGCAGCGAGAGCAGGACUUUGUGAGCAUCGAGUCCCGCUCUGGGUGUUAUUCAUUUGUUGGACGCCGUGGCGGCGGACAGACCGUCUCGCUGAGUCGCCAAGGGUGUGUGUUCCACCAGAUUGUCCAGCAUGAGCUGCUCCACGCGCUGGGCUUCAACCAUGAGCAGACGCGCUCCGACAGGGACAACCAUGUGCGCAUACUCCUGCAGAACGUCAUAUCCGGACAAGAGCAUAACUUCAGGAUCAUCAACACCAACAACCUCGGCACGCCGUACGACUACGGCUCCGUCAUGCACUAUGGAAGAUUUGCUUUCUCCAGAAACCGAGAACCAACCAUCAUUCCCGUCCCUGACCCCAACGUGGAGAUCGGCAGAGCCACCCAGAUGAGUGCCAACGACAUCCUGCGGGUGAACCGCCUCUACCGCUGCAAUUCAAACGUUCCUCAGAAGAAACCUUUGAAGAUGUUCCGGGGUUACAGGAAUCACUAGAAGCUGGGACGACAUCGCUGUGCUUUAUUCCAUGGCUUGCCCACAGAUGGAAUCUCUGAUUUCCGAGCUUUGUUCUGAUCCGAUGGGACAGGAACAGAAGCAUCAGAACCGCUGCGUGAAGAGCUGCUCUUUGGCCCAAUGCAAAACUAUAACUAUUAAAGGUCUACCGUGCCAUUUA
This is a messenger RNA of Nothobranchius furzeri (turquoise killifish), 1149 nucleotides long. RefSeq names its product low choriolytic enzyme. Gene Ontology annotation, molecular function: zinc ion binding; metalloendopeptidase activity. Lineage: Eukaryota; Metazoa; Chordata; Actinopteri; Cyprinodontiformes; Nothobranchiidae. The record is from RefSeq and is a predicted model, not a curated record. Gene Ontology annotation, biological process: proteolysis.